UCGCCUCUGAGGUUCUGACAGAAUCCACUCCCCACCUCUUCUCUCUCUUCUCGCUCUCUCUCUUCUUUUCUUCCUAAAACCUCAGUUGGUCUCGUCUCACCUCCUACGUCCCCACAUCUACCAUGCCUCCCCUCACAAUGCCCGACGACCCGCCCCAGACCCUCGAGGACCGCGUGCCAGCCGAGGCCUUUAUGCACAAGCACGGCAUGCUCCCCGAACCCGGCAUCGACGGCGCCUACGGGUGAGCAUCCCCCAAGGCCCCUUCCAGUGUCCACUGGGCACUCCGCACUGUAUCCCAUUCACCCAGCUCGGGCAUGUACGCCUGCAACUCGUGCCUUUCGGCCAAGGCGCGCUGCCUGGUCCCCCUGCUCACGCACAUGGGCCACAAGCGGUUCCGCGCCCACGCCUGCCUGCGCUGCGGCGACCGCGGCUGCUCACUAUCCGGCACAAUCAUGAGCGAAACAGCCGCCGGCGGGGUGAGCAUCGAGAGUGGUGCAAGCGCCGAGAGCGGCGUGGGAAUGGUCCAAAUCAGCAGCGCGCGCGCCACGCGCACGACCACGCACACACUGACGCAUACCGAGGGCGACAAGGGCGGACGCCUGCUGCGCAUGCAGCGCAAAGUGCGCUCGCGCGGCGGCACGCCCGAUACACGUGCCAAGUCGCCUGCGCAGUCGCGCACAGGCUCCCCGCCGCCGCUGCCGACGCCCCGCCACUCGUCGCCCAACCACACGGGCUCGAGCGAGGGUGCGGUGUCCGUGCUCAUAAGCUCGUCGCCGACGACUACGAGUGCCCUAGGCUCUCUGGCCGGCACGUCCUCGCUCGCGGAGCGAGUUCUGGCUACCGCCGUCGACGGCCUCGUGUCCCCCCUCCAGAAGCACGAGCUCAAGCACAAGCUGGAGGAGAAGAACGGUUCGGCCGCGCACGCCUCGGACGAUCUCGGCCCGCCCCCCGCGCGCCCCACCCUCGCGGCCUUCACUAGCAACAUACACAUCGUGAAGCGGCGGCGCGUCUCGUCCCUCGCCCUAGGUCCGGGGCUGAGCAUCGCCUCCGCCCUCCCCUCGACCGAGGCGUACCGCGCCGCGCUCGUAUCCUCGCGCUCGGAGAUGCACGCCGCCGAGAGCGCGCACGAAAGCGCCGUCGCGCUCCUCGCGGAGGCGCAGCACGCGUGCGCGCUCGCCGCCGACGCCGAGGCGCGCGUACACGCCUCCCUCGUGCGCAUCGACGAGGAGCGGGAAGCUGCGCUCGCGCACGCGGCCGCGUGCGCUGCCGCGAUGGAGGAGCUGCGCGCCGACGUCGCCGCCAAAACGCGCGCGAGGGAGGACGCGGCCGCGUCCGUCGCGGGCGCGCAGGAGCGGGUCGUCACGGUCGCGGCUGAGCUCGAAGCCUGCUUCGAGGCGUAUGACCGCGUCGUGCGUGGGUUCAUCCUGUAGUCUCACCGACAUGCAUAGGCGGCUAUGUACGGGUU
Messenger RNA from Cutaneotrichosporon oleaginosum, 1465 nucleotides. RefSeq lists its product as uncharacterized. NCBI's taxonomy places the organism in Eukaryota, Fungi, Basidiomycota, Tremellomycetes, Trichosporonales, Trichosporonaceae. The record is from RefSeq and is a predicted model, not a curated record.